AUGCAUGAUGCGCAGAAGCAUUCGCCGAAGAGACGGCGGCAGCGGCGUUGGUGGGUUCGCCCAGCUCUGCAAGAGCGCGAACAGCUUGGUCACGCCACACAACUGCUACUCCUCCUGCGAAAUCGCGACGUGGAGUACUACAGAGAGUACCUGAGGAUACCUCCACGUUCUUUCGACACGCUCGUGCAGCUCGUUGGACCACACAUUCGGAAGAAAGAUACGAAUUUCCGAAAAGCGAUCAGUCCCGAGCACCGGCUUGCGCAAACUGUCAGAUUCUUGGCUGCAGGGGAAACGCUCCGCUCGUCUUGUUUUAGCUUCCUAAAUGGAUGCUCGACAGCCUGUGGCAUUGUGUCGACGGUGUGCCAGGUGCUCUGGGACGUCCUUGGCCCUUUGUACGUUGCCUGUCCAUCAAGUGCAGAUGAGUGGCUGCGGAUUGCAAGUGAUUUCGAGGAGCGGUGGAACAUGCCCCACUGCGUGGGCGCAAUUGAUGGAAAACAUGUUGCCAUUGAAUGUCCUUCCAAAUCAGGAAGUGAGGACCGGAACCACAAAAACUUUUUGAGUAAAUCUCUGCUUGCCAUCAGCGACGCCUGCUACAGAUUUCUGUACGUAGAAAUAGGUCACCUUGGCAGCGACUCAGAUGGUGGUGUGUUCAGCAGAAGUAGGCUACAAGAGGCCAUUCUUUCCAACAAGCAAGGAUUCCCCCAUGAUGCACCAUUGGGCAACGUUGGCAACGUUCCCUUCUACCUGGUGGGAGAUGAAGCAUUUCCCCUUAAGACAUACAUGAUGCGGCCGUAUCCCAGGAAAAGCAAGUUUAACCUUUUCAUUACUUUGCAUGCUCGGCAGCAUUGUUUUAAUUAUACGUACCUAAAGCUGUUUAUUUUCCUAAUUCACAGAAGAAUGAACAGCUCAGAACACAUUGUGAUUGCAUUGCCCGUCAAACACAUGAAUGAAUAUGUUCACCGACAGUGCUUAUUGAAUGUAGUCCUGCACAACUUCCUGCUCAAGGAGUCCCCCACUUCCCGAUCUGCAUACUGCCCUCCUGGAAUUGCUGACCAUGUAGACUGGCAGGGAAACAUCAGUGAAGGGAGCUGGAGGGCCGAGGACAGCAGCAACAAUGCACUGCCACCUCUGCGUAGCACAGGCUGUCACUCAACCAGAGCUGCCUACAAAAUGCGGGACGACCUUGCCAAGUACUUCGUCACUGACGGCCAGAUCCCUUGGCAAGAGUCCAUGAUCAUGGACAGAACACUGUACAGUGCAAACCGGGCCAUCGACCCCGAAGGUGGGCGCAACCGAGGCUGCCCCGGCCUCCCCGGCCCUUUCCAGCGCUGGCAACAGCCGGCGCAGCCAAAUCCCUCAGGGAGCCCCAUCAACCUCCGGGCAGCCGGGCGCAGGGGUCUUGCUCCCCAAGGCGGGACCCCCGCUGAUAACUUCUCGCUCGCAAGAGCACGUGUCCGGCGCCUCACCAGACGCAAUGGACACUACACCGACUCCCACGGCGCGGCAAGCGCCUAA
Dermacentor albipictus is the source of this 1515-nucleotide messenger RNA. NCBI's taxonomy places the organism in Eukaryota, Metazoa, Arthropoda, Arachnida, Ixodida, Ixodidae. The record is from RefSeq and is a predicted model, not a curated record.